Eruca vesicaria subsp. sativa (arugula) is the source of this 155-nucleotide messenger RNA. The record is from the annotation of a GenBank genome assembly. NCBI's taxonomy places the organism in Eukaryota, Viridiplantae, Streptophyta, Magnoliopsida, Brassicales, Brassicaceae.
AUGAUGAAUGAGGAGUUUUUGAAGCCAAUCAAUGUGUCACACCAGGUUCUAAAGACAGUCAUGAUCGACACUUUACGUGCAAUAAACGUUGGCUACGAUAAAGAAGAUAAUUUUACCCGUCCCGAUGCACAUCUAAAGAACCUUAUAAUGUCUAU